Molecule: messenger RNA, 2639 nt
Organism: Dunckerocampus dactyliophorus (ringed pipefish)
Lineage: Eukaryota; Metazoa; Chordata; Actinopteri; Syngnathiformes; Syngnathidae
Product: proteinase-activated receptor 4-like
Exons: 2
Coding region: 986-2233 (415 amino acids)
Biological process (GO): blood coagulation; thrombin-activated receptor signaling pathway; phospholipase C-activating G protein-coupled receptor signaling pathway
Cellular component (GO): membrane
Molecular function (GO): thrombin-activated receptor activity
Source: RefSeq, a predicted model, not a curated record
AACAAGCAGCAUCACCAUCAUCAUCAGGCCUGCCGACCACCGUCGUGUCGCGUCUGACUUUCUAUUCAGAACUCCAUUGACCAGCCGCUCAUUUUAAGAGGCGUCAUGAUGUUUGUCUUACCGUGUGCACGCGGACAGACGGGCCGCCUUCCGAACGUUAGGAGCCGCGGUCGCCGCUGAUGUUCCGGGGAACGUCGGGAGGGCUUCCGCAAUUUUCGGUUGGGAGUUUUAAACCGUGUUUUGUUUUCGCUAAUGUGCGAACGGUGCAGAAGCUCGGGCCGUCCGGCUCAGUAACGCAUUGCGCAUGCGCGCAGCCUCUGCUCCGGGACACAACAGGGUGAGCUAGCCGAGAUGUUUUAUCAACUACCGCGAGAACAUUCAGGAGUCUCAUACUGCAUCUCUUUAUCCUAUGUAUCAGUAAAUAUGGUGAAUAAACACGAAUGAGGAUAAGCGGCAUAGAAGAUGGAUGGAUAGAUAUGCUGCUGACUAAACAGAAAUGGAGACUCGUGAAGAUAAAAACUAAUAAGAUGACAAAGUACUACAGCACAGAAUGAAGAAUUAGAAAAUAUGAAGAAAAACUAAUGACUUUAAACACUUGUGACGUUGCUUGUGUUGCCAUGACAACAUCGGUGGUUGCAAGGUGACAGGAAGUGGUCUCAUCAGCAGCUGACAUCUACAUACAAACAGGAAAUGAGUGGAAUAAUUUCCACAUGUUCGUCACAUAAAUAACCCACAAUGCACUGCAACGCACAGAUGACUCUCUGCUGACGAGUCCAGCCAUACACAUCUGGACCUCAUCAGCAAACUACUCGAGUCCCGACAAGUCGUCUUCGUCUGGUUUCGACCUGCUGCACCACCUGAUAGAAGAAGAACAAGAAGAAGAAGGAGGAGGAGGUCCAGCUCUUCUGCUGCUGAAUGUGUUCAAGUGAAAGACUAUUUGGGGGACCUAGAGAAGAAGAAGACUAGUUGGUGCUGACGAAACAAGAUGAAAUUGUUCUGUACUCUGGUCUUCAUUGUGCUGCUGUCUGUCUUCAGCCUGGCGUCGUCUCCUCGUCCCACUGAGGAAUGUUCUGGCAUGUCCAUGCGUCUUCGGGCCUUCCGGCUAAAAGUGUUGUGCAACGUGACAACUCUAAAGGAGAAACAGCUGAAGGAUAUCCAGGCACCGACCACCAUCUUGUACUUGCCAGUUCUGUACCUGGUGGCCUUGGUGGUGGGCCUUCCGUCCAACCUGCUGGCUCUUUGGAUCCUGAUGUUCAGAACCAAGCGGCUUCCUUCCACCACGCUGCUCACCAACCUGACAGCCAUUGACUGCCUGCUGCUGCUGGCACUGCCCUUCCGGAUCAUGUACCACUACCGCGGGAACCACUGGGAGCUGGGUGAGCCAUUUUGCCGUGUCAUCAUGGCGAUGUUUUACGGGAAUAUGUACGGGUCGGUUUUGUGUCUGGCGCUUGUGGCUCUGGACCGCUACAUCGCUUUGGUUCACCCGUAUGGCGCCAAGAGUCUGCGUAGUCGGCGGACGGCGGCGUACAUGACGGCGGCCGUGUGGGUGGUGAUGCUGGCGGCCAUGUUGCCACUGCUGACAUCACAACAGACAUACACAGUGGACCAGCUAUACAUCACCACCUGCCACGACGUUCUGCCCCAGGACGAGCAGGAGAACUUCUUCCUGCCAUACUUCAGCACUUUGUUCACCCUCUGCUUCCUGCUGCCCUUCCUUGUCAUCCUCUUCUGCCAUUGCAGUAUCCUGCGCACCCUGCUGGCCGAGGGCAAGCGCUACGCCCACGCCAUCUGGGUGACGUUGCUGGUGCUGCUGGUCUUCAUCGUCUGUCUGCUGCCUAGCAAUGUCCUGCUCCUACUCACCUACACCGACAGCUCGCUGGAUGGGGACGGCGGGGACCUCUACAUGCCUUACAUGCUUAGCUUAGCUGUUAGCACCUUCAGCAGCUGCAUCAAUCCCUUCAUCUUCUACUACGUGUCAGCUGACUUCAGGGACAAGGCCAAGAGUGCUCUUUGUUGCCGUGGUAACUCUCGCCCACCAACCGAUCUGGAGAACAAAGUGUCAUGCUCCUUGUCGUCAUCGAGCCCAAGAUCAAAAGUCACACUGCUGUCCAUCUCCAGCCUGCAUUCAGCGCAACACACCCACAAACGAGGUGUAGGAUCGCAUGUGACUAGGAGCACAACCGCACAAGAUGGCAUCCCCCAGGGAUACGUCCUCUCCCCACAUGAAUGUUGACGCUGCAGCCCAAAGCGGACCGCAACACGAUCAAAACCGACUGAAAUGAUGGAUGAGGGACAAAACAACAAGACCUGCAGAGGUCUUCCCAGCAGAGGUCUCAGCAGCUGCUGGUCCAGUUCUACGCAGUCCAGUGUGGUUCUGUGCAGCCACAGGAGAUGACACAAGCAUGGAAGAUUUUUACUCGGCCACAAACCGCCUGGACAGACAGAACCUCCACCAGCUCUGCCAGACAAUACAGAACAUGAGGGGAAAAGACACUGUGCUCCAAAUGAUAUUUUUCUGUGAUUUUUCUAAAUAGUCAACAUAAAUUACAGUCGUCAUACUUUUCAAGUCAUCAACCUUUAGAGUACAAUUUGAAUGUUAUUGAACAAACCUCCCAAUGAUAACAGUAUUUUUUUCCUAA